GGCAUCCACCAAGUGGCGCUUUGGAUCCGAGGAGGAUCAGAUUACAGUCCGCCCCGUUCUGCCGCUACUGUUGUCUAUCCGUAAUGCGUGCGCCGUUAGAUGAAGGGACGACGGGGCGCAGGGCAGUCCGUGUGGAACUAAGGGCCACUUCCAAGUACCGGACACACAGCACUGAAGCGGCCCUUUGAAGCUGAACGAGUGUGUGUGGCCCCUGAAGUCCGACAUGAUUGAAACAAUAGAUACCCAGCAUGCCUUGCAGGCGGUGGAGCGGCUCCAGGCCCGGCUGCGAGAGCGCGGGGAGGAGAAGCCCACGGAGGAGAAGCUGAGCCUGCUGCGCUCCGUGCUCCAGAGCCCCCUCUUCCACCAGAUCCUGGCCCUGCAGAAGACCGUCCAGCAGGCCAAGGACCAGGAAUUCCAGGAAAGCGUCCCGUCCUGUCUCGGCAGAGACUUGACCAACGAUGUUGCGGCGGCGAAGCCCAACGGCGUCCAUCUUCCCUACUCGGACACCUCCACCGUCCCGCACGCCAACAGCAACGCCCCCUCCCCGGACGGCUUCGAACAGAUCCUCCAAACUAUGGCGCAGGGCCGCCACGUGACGUACGUGGAGCUCCUGAAGCCCGCGUCGGGGGGCCUGGGCUUCAGCGUGGUGGGCCUGAGGAGCGAGAACCGCGGCGAGCUGGGCAUCUUCAUCCAGGAGAUCCAGCGGGGCAGCGUGGCACACUGCGACGGGAAGCUGCGGGAGGCGGACCAGAUCCUGGCCAUCAACGGCCAGCCGCUGGACCACAGCGUGACCCACCAGCAGGCCAUCGGGAUCCUGCAGAGGGCCUCGGAGCGCGUCCAGCUCACGGUGGCUCGCGGGCCCAUACCCCAGCUGGCCAGCCCGCUGGUGUCCCGGACCCCCUCCGCCGCCAGCACCCUGUCGGCCAACUCCAGCGCGCAGUGGCAGCACAUGGAGACCAUUGAGCUGGUCAACGACGGCACAGGCCUGGGCUUCGGUAUCGUGGGCGGGAAAACCACCGGCGUUAUCGUCAAGACGAUCCUGCCAGGAGGCGUCGCCGAUAAGGACGGCCGGCUCCACAGCGGGGACCACAUCCUGCGGAUCGGGGACACCGACCUGCAGGGCAUGGGCAGCGACCAGGUGGCCCAGGUGCUGCGGCAGUGUGGGAACCAGGUGCGGCUGGUGGUCACCAGGGGCCCCGCGGAGGAGGGGGGCCCCGCCGCCGCCCCCGUCUCCCUCCCCACCGUCACCGAGCAACAGGGCUCAGAGGACGAAGAGGAGGAGGCCGACGCCUUCGACGUCAGCCUCGCCAAGAACGCCCGCGGCCUGGGCAUCACCAUCGCCGGCUACGUGGCGGACAAGAACCUGGAGCCCUCCGGUAUCUUCGUGAAGAGCAUCACCAAAGACAGCGCGGUGGAGCAGGAUGGCCGCAUCGCCGUGGGGGAUCAGAUCGUGGCGGUGGACGGGGUGAACAUCCAGGGCUACACCAACCAGCAGGCGGUGGAGGUCCUCCGCCACACGGGCCAGACGGUCCACCUCCGCCUGGUCCCCCGCGGCUUCAGGCCGGAGGAGGCCGGCCCCCCCGCCGCCGACCAGGGCCCCGGGGUCGCCGUGGAGCCCCGCCCUAUCGGCCCCUCCCCCAUCACCAGCCCCAGCCCCAGCACCACCACCACCGUCACCCUGGAGGAGGAGCCGGAGCUGGAGACGGCGGCCGGGGAGGCGGAGCUAGCUUACGAGGACAUCAAGCCACUCAGCCCGGACCGCAGCAACGGAUCCGAUGUCAGCCUCGCUAGCGAUCAUCUGACAUUGGAAAGGGACGGGAACCGGCUCAGCGCCUUCGAAGAGCAGCAGCUCACCGAGAAGUGGCAGGGCCUUCUGGGACCCAGCAAUGAAGUAGUAGUGGCGCAGGUGGAGAAGUUCACCGAGAGCAGUGGUCUGGGGGUGAGCCUGGAGGCCAGCGGGGGGCACCACUACGUCCGCUCGGUCCUACCCGAGGGUCCGCUGGGGCGCAGCGGGAAGCUGUUCAGCGGAGACGAGCUGCUGGAGGUCAAUGGCAUCUCUCUGAUUGGUGAGAGCCACAAGGAGGUGGUCCGGAUCCUGAAGGAGCUUCCCCUCUGUGUGUACAUGGCAUGCUGUAGGCCCGCCCCCGUUCCACAGACUGACGCGGACGUCAGCCAAUCAGAUGACUUGUCUACGGACUCUCUUGUAAAGACGCAAGCGGACCCGGGCGCUUCCCUGGCCGCGCCGGAACUCUCGGAGGCGGACGAGGCGGAGAUGACGGCGGCGGUGAUGAUGACGAUGAUGACGGAGGCGGAGGUGCAGGAGGAAGAGGCCGUGCCGGGGGAGGGGCCGGUGUCCCCCCUGGCCAUGUGGGAGUCGGAGAUCCAGCACAUCGAGCUGGAGAAGAGCGAGGGAGGACUGGGAUUCAGCAUCCUGGACUACCAGGACCCGAUGGACCCCGCCAAAACAGUGAUCGUGAUUCGCUCCCUGGUGCCCAAUGGCGUGGCGGAGUGCGACGGCAGGCUGUUGCCGGGCGACCGGCUGAUGUUCGUCAACGCCACCGACCUGGAGAACGCCACGCUAGAGGACGCCGUCCAGGCCCUGAAGGGUGCCAAGCUGGGCGUCGUCCAGAUCGGGGUGGCCAAACCGCUGCCUGGAAUAUACAGAUAUUCCGGCUCUCGGCAGCCGCAAUGCGAUGAGCAAAGAAGUUCUUCCUCACCUUCUUCUUCCUCGCCAUCGUCACCAUCACCGCCAUCGCCCGCCAUGGGUUUACUAGGGUGUCCCGCUAUGUGGGGUAGAGACGGAGAUGCCGAGGGGACUCUGUACCGGGCAGAACCGGCCCUGAUCGACGCCGGCGACACGGAUCUCCAUGACGACCGGGCGCUGGACCUCAGCUACUCGGGGAUGGAGGACGACUCGCUGCACGCCUCCAUGAUCGCCCUGCACGGCAGCAUGUGCAGCGGCCGGGUCAGCGCCGCGGGCGGGGGUGGGGGUGACGCCAUGGACCCCCUAGACCACCACCUGGGACCCCUGCACUCCUUCUCCACCCCCAAGCUGUUGCCACGGCGCUCGGAGCCUCUGGACGAGAUGGCCGCCUUCGAAGCGAUGGACGCCUUCGGCGACGCCACGGAGCUCUUCUCGCCCGCCGACGCCUCGAUGGCGUUCGGGCCCCCGGGGUACGGGACGUCUUACCGGGGCCCGGACGCCAUGGCCGCCGUCUGCGGUUUCGCGGAAGCAGAAGGCGGGAUGGAUCUCUACGGCAGCAUGGAGCCGCUGGUGGGAGGGGAGGGUGGAGGUGAGGAGGAGGAGGAGGAGGAGGAGGUGGAGACGGUGGAGGCGCGGCGCUAUGAGAUCGAGGCGGGAGACGCCGGGAGCGCCAGGAACGCCAGCGCUCUCUUCGUGAAGGAUGGGUCAGAGGUGAUGAGCCCUCCAUCAACAGACAGUGAAGAGGAUACGACAACUCUCGGCAGUGAUUUUGAAAGAACCAUCACGGUCGUCAAGGGCAACUCCAGUCUCGGCAUGACGGUGAGCGCGGUGAAGGAGGGUCUGGGCAUGCAGAUCCGCAGCGUGAUCCACGGCGGUUCCAUCAGCCGCGACGGGCGGCUGGGCGUGGGCGACCUCAUCCUGAGCAUCAACGGAGAGCCCACCGCCAACCUGAGCAACGCCCAGGCGCGCGCCAUGCUGCGACGCCACUCCCUCAUAGGGCCCGACCUGGGAUCUGCUUGUUCACCCGAGGAUGAUGUGUGCCCCUUUUAUGUCAUCACCUACGUCCCGGCGGAGUAUCUGGAGGACUACAAGGCCGGCCUGGUGAUGAAGGCUCAGGACGACCUCACCCCCGGAGCCCCCGCCCCACCAGCGGGCCAGAGCAGUCCGAAGCUACCGGAGCGAGAGGACGGAGAGGGGGAGGAGAGCGCCUCGUACAGCAACUGGAACCUAGCCCGGAAGGUGGAGCUGUUCAGGGAGACGGGCAAGUCGCUGGGCAUCAGCAUCGUGGGGGGGCGCGGCAUGGGCAGCCGGCUCAGCAACGGGGAGGUGAUGAGGGGCAUCUUCAUCAAGCACAUCCUGGACGACAGCCCCGCCGGCCGCAACGGCACGCUGAAGACGGGCGACCGCAUCGUCGAGGUGGACGGCGUGGACCUGAGGGACGCCAGCCACGAGGAGGCUGUGGAGGCCAUACGCAAGGCGGGAAACCCCGUCGCCUUCCUGGUCCAGAGCAUCAUCCACCGUCCCCGGUCCUCCACCACCGACUCACACGAGGAACGGGCCGCUGCCGCCGAAGCCGCCACCAAGGACAAGGAGGAUGAGAGUCACAGUAGACUCUACCUCCGUCUGGCCCCGACUAACCCUUUCACUCCUACGCCCUUUAAGGUGGUGACGCAUAAAGGAAGUAAAGUAAAGAAGUCGGGCGUCGCCCACCUGCCCCCUCCCCCGCUCCUGGUGGUCCCCCACGUGGGGGAGACAGACACAGACACCCUGAGCCAGGUCCCGGACAGCCCCACCCCGCGUCGUGAGGAAGGACGAGAGGACGACGAAGAGGACGUGGAGGAUGAGUUUGGCUACAGCUGGAGUCAGAUCACCCAGCGGUAUGGCGGGCUGCCGGGGGCCCUCCACAUGCUGCAGCUGGAGAAGGGCCGGGCCGGCCUGGGCCUCAGCCUGGCGGGGAACCGGGACCGCGCCCGCCGCAGCGUCUUCGUGGUGGGCAUCGACCCCCAGGGGGCGGUGGGGCGCGACGGACGCAUGGCGGUGGGGGACGAGCUGCUGGAGAUCAAUGGGCAGAAGCUGCACGGCCACAGCCACCAGAACGCGUCUUCCAUCAUCAAGAGCUCACCUUCUAAAGUCAAGAUCAUUUUUGUCAGGAACACCGGGGCCCUGGGCCAGAUGGCCGUGGGGCCGGUGGGUGCGGGCCUAGAGGUGGGGUGCCCCCAGGAGCAGCCCCCCGUCGAGUUUGAAUCGAGCUCCCCGUGUGAGGCUGAGAGAGAUGAGGCCGACAAGGAGGAACACGACCCACACCAUAUCGUACAACACAAGGACGACGGCGAGCUAGGCAUCACCUUCCUGGACGGGGACACCUCGCAGGGGGUGGAGGUUCAGAGCAUAUCGGAGAUGCAGGGACACACGGCGAAGGAGGGUUGCAUGAAACCGGGGGAUAAACUGUUGACAGUGAACGGUGAAUCUGUGCUGGGCUACUCCCUAGAGAAGAUCUACUCACUGCUGAGGAACACCACGGGGCCGGCCAAGAUAACCUUCUGCUCGGACAAGAGCCUUCCUCCCUGCACCACCUCCUCGUCCUCGUCUUCGUCUUCCCUCUGCCCAACGGUGGACGCCUUGGUGAGCAGCCAGAGCCAGGGGGCGUCCAUCGACGCGGGCCUCACCAGCUCUCCCAGCAUGCCUUGCAGCAGCUUGGACUCCAUCGACCAGGCGGAACCGGAACUCGUCAGCAGUCCGAGUCGCCCUUCGACCCCGAGCACCCUGACCUCUGACCCCGCGACCUGCCCCAUCAUCCCCGGCUGUGAGACCACCAUCGACAUCUCCAAGGGCCGGACGGGCCUCGGUCUCAGCAUCGUCGGGGGCGUCGACACCCUGCUGGGGGCCAUCAUUAUCCACGAGGUUUACGAGGAGGGGGCGGCCUCCAAGGACGGCCGGCUGUGGGCAGGAGACCAGAUACUGGAGGUGAACGACAUGGACCUGCGGGCGGCCAGCCACGACCAGGCCAUCAGCGUGCUGCGCCAGACCCCCCAGCAGGUGAGGCUGCGGGUGUACCGGGACGAGGCCCAGUUCAAGGAGGAGGACCUGUGGGACACCUUCACCGUGGAGCUCCUGAAGAGCCCCGGCCAGGGCCUGGGCCUCAGCAUCGUGGGAAGAAGAUCACGGGAGUUAAGGAGUGACACAGGCGUGUUCGUGUCGGACAUCGUCAGCGGGGGCCUGGUGGACAGCGACGGCCGUCUGAUGCAGGGCGACCAGAUCCUGUCCGUCAACGGCGAGGACGUGAGGUCCUCCACCCAGGAAGGGGUGGCAGCCAUUCUGAAGUGCUGCGUGGGGCCCAUCGUCGUGGAGGUGGGCCGGUUCAAAGCGGGGCCCUUCCACUCCGAGAGGAGGCUGUCCCAGGGCAGUGGCCCCGUGGGGCUGGCCUCCUCUCCCAGCGACCCGGGGAGCCAUGGCGACCUGGAUAAACACGGCCGGAGUCAGGAAUCUCUGGACCAGCAGGAGGUCCGGGACGUGCAGUUCACCAAAGGGCCCUCCGACUCACUGGGCAUCAGCAUCGCGGGGGGCCUGGGCAGCCCCUUGGGGGACGUUCCCAUCUUCAUCGCCAUGAUGAACCCGGGGGGGCUCGCCGCCCAGACCCAGCAGCUCAAGACGGGCGACCGGAUCGUGAGCAUCUGUGGAACGCCAGCGGACGGCAUGACCCACGCACAGGCCGUGGCUCUGCUGAAGAGCGCCACGGGCACCAUCGAGCUGCAGGUGGUGUCGGGUGGUGACACCACAGUGACGGGUCCACCAGAGGCCCAGGCGGUGGAGGCUCUCACGCCCAGCUGCAUCUUCCAGGACGACCUCAGCCCCCCGCAGUACAAGUCCAUCACCCUGGACCGGGGACCCGACGGCUUGGGCUUCAGCAUCGUGGGGGGCUACGGCAGCCCCCACGGAGACCUGCCCAUCUACGUGAAGACCGUCUUCGGAAAGGGCGCGGCGGCGGAGGACGGGCGUCUGAAGCGCGGGGACCAGAUCAUGGCGGUGAACGGCGUGACGCUGGAAGGCGUGACCCACGAGGAGGCCGUGGGCAUCCUGAAGAAGACCAAGGGCACCGUCACCCUCACCGUGUUGUCGUAGAAACCGUCCCCGUCCCCGUAGCAACACCCGUGGACCACCACAACAGAUGAACUCCUGGCGUAUCAUUAAAUGUAUGCAUAUUAAACCCACUGACCAUGUGCACGCACGUCAGACACACACACACACGCACACACACACACACACACACACUCCCUUGUUGUAGCUUUAUUUUAUACAAUACUUAAAACUAUGAAUCUCAUUCACGGGAACGGCCACACACAGUCGUAGCCCAGCGUAGCUGAACCACACGGCGUCCGCAAAUACUUAAUAUCCGAGUUAAACCGGAUACACUCGUUCAUACACACUCUGGGGACGGAUUGGAGAGCAAUAAUUACGUGGGGUGUUUGGUAAUAAAACACUAAAAUGACAUGGGGCUGCUUUGCGUUGAAGAUAACGGUUAUAAAACCGCAAUAUAAAAACCUUGGUUGUACCAAUUGAGUUGCUUUGAAUAUAAAAGAUGAAUUGAGAAGUAUUUAAACACUUGAGAGUCAAUUAGUGAUCAUCAUCUGUGUUGUUAUUAUUUCACUGUAUCACUGUUCUGUCCUGGGGUGUGCGUAGCCACUGUUGAUACAUGUAUAAACUGUUCUAACUCAAUGGUAGAUGCUGCUACAACUGCUGUUUAAAAUGGGAUCCGAUACACAAAGUCGCCACAUCGAGGGAGUGAUCCCACCUCAUCCACUGAAAUCUAGCGCUGCUAAAGCAACCUUUACACGACAGUAUUCUGUAAAUAUCUGAAGUCCCGUGAGCGCGUGUGCCUGGGCUGAAUCAUAUCCAAGAGCACAUUUAUCCAGUAUCCUUUGUGUCGUUGCUGUAGACCAUUGAGGGCUACAUUCCCGGGUGUAUUAUGAUGAGCCAGAACUCAAAGACGUACUCGGUAUAAUUACGUACCGUCUGCUAGGUUUCACAUCAAUGAACUCGUUCUUCCGUUCGUAUAUCACUGAACGUCUGGUUUCUCUAGGCUCGGCACCGGGUACUACCGGAUUCUGUUUCCUCGCUGUGAAUUUAAUAAAAGUGACCUUCAGACUCA
This is a messenger RNA of Gadus macrocephalus (Pacific cod), 7850 nucleotides long. RefSeq names its product multiple PDZ domain protein. Gene Ontology annotation, molecular function: protein binding. Lineage: Eukaryota; Metazoa; Chordata; Actinopteri; Gadiformes; Gadidae. The record is from RefSeq and is a predicted model, not a curated record.